GUAAAUGGUUAACUCAAAAAUCUAGGCACUCUGAGCUCAGAUUACGUCUACUUUCAGAGGUGACUGUGUCCUUAACAAGCUGCCUGCGCUCCUUGUUUUGCUUUCUUCAGCUUCAUGCGUUUUAUUCUGUCCUGGAACUCUGACAACAUUUAUUUUGUUAAUAUCUGCCUGAAAACUUUCAAAAAAUGUGAAAUUAGCGAGUCAUGUUUGUGGAAACAAAUGAAAGCAAAACUGGAUCUUACCUGAGCUGCUGUCCAAAGGGCUUGGAGCGAAACUGGAGCACAUUUCAGUGGGAAGUCCAAAACUAUCUGUGAAAAGUCUCUCUGCAGCUUUUAAUUUGUGCUUUGACUUUCCCCUCACAGUGAACUCUUGUUAUCAGAACUGCACAGACUGGAUCCCGUGUUAUCUGUAAACAUAGCCCGCCUCUGCUAAGGACUACGAACACCACAGAACAUCCCCUGUUUGUUGCCUUCAGAAGCAGAGAGCGGACUCACUUUUCAAUUUUCCGGAGAUUUUAUUUUAAAUUUCCCUCCCGGCGAUUGCGUCUCGCAUGGCCUUAGAACUCACCAACAAUGGAUAAAUCCAGCGAAAACCCGGAGGAGGACAGAGUAUCCCUCCAGAGCGACGGAAAGAUGCAGGCGAACGGAGUGGUGAAAGAGGCUCUGGGCGUGCUCCAGACAUUCAGGCGGAGCAUUAGGCGACCCGCCGAGAAGAGCCCCCGCUCACCCAACAGGAAGGAGUCAAAGGUCACAUCCAGAGCAGAGUCAGAGUCGCCCUCCUCUCUACCGCCAGCCUCGCCCAGUCUUAGUGCGGGCUCUCCAGCUGCAUCACCCUUGAAGACCAGAGGGGGCUUCUUUCAAAAAAAGGAAGAAGAUCUGACAGACAUGACACAACACAAACGCAAACCUCUAGCUCGCUCAAAGACAGAUCCCAACAUGUCUAAGCUGACCGACUCCAUUCUGAAGAAAGGAUCCUCAAUUCGCAGAAGUCUGAGGUUUCCCUCCAAGAAGGAGAAUGACAAAGUGGCCAGGCAGGAGCCUCCAGCCGCUGAGGCCCUGCCAGAAAUGGGGGAGGAGAAAGAAACUGAUAUGGAGGAGAUGGAGGAGCUGUACACGCUGCCUGAAAUUCCACACACACCACUGUCAGUUAUGCAGAUCAACAAGCUGAUAGAGAUGGAGGUUCUGGAGGAAGCUCAUCUGAACCUGCUUGCCAUGCGACUGGAGUUUCUGAAGGAGCAACAGCAAACUGGUGACGACUCCCCCAUGGAGUUGGCGAAGAAGGAGAAAGACCUGGCCCUCCUCUAUACGGACCUCAGGAAAAAGAUUUGCACCAUAGUCUGUGAUUCCAACUCCUUUCCUGCCAGGAACAAGGCACUACUGGUCCACGUGGCUCGCAUCAUCCAGGAGGAGGAGAAGAGGGCUGAGGAACCAGGCGGCCUGCCAGACAGCUGGAUGGAGGCCUGGAGGGAGGCGGUGUCCCAGGGCGUGCAGGUCAAGGUCAACGGUGUUCAUCUGGAGAAGAAGGAACAGAAUUCAUCCUGGUUGGCGGUCCAUCUCGGGCUCCUGGGAAAAACUAUUGUAGAGGAUCUGGAGAAUGUGAAGCGGGAGCUGCGAUGGUCCUACCCACCCAGCUUCAAGGUCUUCAGCACCUACGUGAAGAGCUACCACAGAAUCGUCGGGCAGCACUUGAGGAAGCUGGAGCCGCAGGUGACCGAGUUAAAGGAUCUGUACGCUCUGCUGGACUGGAUCCUCAACAAAUACAAGAGUGAGAAGAUCAUGGGAAGUUUCUCCUUGCAGCCGGACAUGGCGGAGGAAAGUGCUGACCUGCACCUACAGGAAGGAUUCCUGAAGCAGCUUUUGGAGAAGUACUGCUGCAAAGUAAAGGAGGACAUGAGCGCUCUGCUGGACAGAGUGAUUGAACUCGAACAUGAGACUGUGUGGAAAGACAAGACGGAGCCCCAGAGGGAAGACAACCUGCUGCUCUCUCUGUUUCCUAUGGACAUUUGGACUGCAGUUCAAGGAAAAGUGGACCACUCAGGAAAACUGGACCCUGAUCUGGUGAAGAAAGUCAUCGUUUCCUGCCUGCAGGAGUUGAAAAGUUUUCCCAGGAAAUUUGAAACCCAGUUUAAGUGCCACUGCGGCGCCCUCCAGCCACAGCCACUGUGGACCGACUAUCACAUAACGUACAUCAACAGCUUUCAGGCUUUACAGGAACACAUGGCAGCGUACCAGGACAGCUGUCCGCAAGAGGUGGAAGGCUUCAAACGGGAGAUCAAAGGUCUCAUCGUCAGGCUGAUGGAAGUUUUGGAGGAACAGUUUAAAGAGGAUGUCAAGCCCUUUCUCAGGAGGAUGAUGACGAGGAAGUGGCUCACCAACGACGAUGACUUCAAACAACUCGACGGCCAUAUACAGCGGCUUUCCCAUCACUGCGAAUCCAUGAGGCCUCCGCACGUAGAGGAGUUUGCCAGCCGACUUCAUUACCAUGUUGUGAAGGAAUACGUCGGGCAGCUGAUGAAGAAUAACUACUCGUGCAGGAACCGGAAGCACGAGAAGGCUGCAGCAAAGAUCAACGAACAGUGGAACAAGCUCAGCGAUCUGUUUGACGACAUGAAGUCUAGCCAUGAGUGGCUCCACCAUGUCGGACACGACCUGAGCACCAUCAUCGGACAAAACAACAAGGCAGACAUCAAGGACCAUCUGCAGCCUCUCGUGGAACAUUACCCAGACUUCAGCAAGAAACAUCUGGUUGCAGUUCUUUACUUCAGGGGCCUCCAGAGGGGCCGCGAGCACCACCUCAUCCUGCAGAAACUCACCGCACUCAGAAAGGAAGUGGGCAGCACCAGCACUGAGAGAGGCCAAGUUUUAUUUGGGGACAUGCAGGUCACAGCCAACACCGACUGCCUGUCCAACCUGCCUUUCUCUUGUUUCAGCUUCCUACAAACACACAGCUGAGAAGGAAAUGCAGGUGAAACGUCCUGUUCAAGCUCUGCAUGCGGACCGAUCGCAGGAGACGCCACGUUGCAUUUUUUCUCAGGAUGCGUUAUUCUGCAUCAGUCGGGUCUGGUACAUACACAACAGAACUGUUAUGUUCCUCCCUCUGCAUUACAGAGUUCAGACAUUUAAUAAUGAGUAUUCAGCAAAGCAACACUGCCUAGAAAUGAACUAAAGCACACAAGAUUGAUGUUGUUUUUAGCUAAAGUUAGCCUAUAGAUGUGUCUGUACCAUAAUAUUUGAUUUUUUUUUUUAAAUUAUAUGUUUCCUGCUCUGGAAAGCAACACUGUGGGUUAGAGUCACAUGUUGUUUAAGUUCAUGAAGAGUAUGAUCAAUUUAUGAAGCAAAAAAACAGAAAUAUGCAAUAAGUCAAUUCAAUUAAAAUAAAAAUGAGCGAAAAGGUUAAACAUAACAAACAAAAAAAAACAAGCAAAUUAUCAAAUAUAUAUAAAGUCAAAGAAAGUAAAAACUGGUAUUCAUGUCUUUCUGAAAGCGUUUGAGUAAAAUUUAAAGGGGCAAUAUCAUGUAAAAUUGAUUUUUUGAGAUUUGCAUCAUGUUAUGAGAUUAUUCUCUAAUCAAAAACAAACCUGGAGUGUUGCCUUGAUUCUCUCAUGCUUGUUUGAGAAAUAAUUUAAUCUCCAUGACAACCAUUCAGUUGUGGAAAACGGCUUGGUGGACCUUGCUCCACCUUCAAGACGAAGCUCCUCCUCAGAGCUGCAGCUUCCGUCUCACAGAGCGACUCCCUGACUCAGCUCCUUCAGACUAGCCAGCAGCAAUUAGCAAACACUGCUCAUCUGCUGAGCUCAUUAUAGGAGCUACUUUU
This is a messenger RNA of Poecilia reticulata (guppy), 3813 nucleotides long. It is a transcript of the gene exoc3l4, whose product is annotated as exocyst complex component 3-like 4. The record is from RefSeq and is a predicted model, not a curated record. Gene Ontology annotation, biological process: exocytosis; exocyst localization. Gene Ontology annotation, molecular function: SNARE binding. NCBI's taxonomy places the organism in Eukaryota, Metazoa, Chordata, Actinopteri, Cyprinodontiformes, Poeciliidae. Gene Ontology annotation, cellular component: exocyst.